UCCUGCAACGAAAUGUCCUUGCAACGAUUUGUCUGCAACGAUUUGUCUGCAACGAUUUGUCCGCAACGAUUUGUCUUGCAACAAAAAGUCCGGUCACCCAAAAUUACAAACAAACGAAAAAAUAUUUCACUUUAUCUUUUACUAAGAUUGAGUUCUGAUGUCGUAGCACUGUUGAAUUCAUGUUCUGAGAACAAUUAAAAAUAAUAUUUUUGUUUAUUUCGAAGACUGAGUGACGAAAGUCUUCUAGAAGGUUUUGGAAAAAAAGCGGGACCAAAUAAAUUGUGUUUUGCAUAUGAAAGAGCACAUGAUGAGUUAUUUCUUCACGUAUACAUAUAAAUCUGAAUGAUUCUGGCAAAAAAGACUUUCUAAAGAAAAAUUUAAUGGAUGUUAAAGUACAAUCUGUCAGCUUCUCUUCAUCCAAAGUCUUCUGCCCACUAAACGUUAAUAGGCUAGAAGGAAUCAAGAGAAUCAAGGUCUGUAUUAGAUAGACUGGUAGUGUUAGUAGUCCUACUUUAACUUGUAAAUCGAUAAGAUGAACAAGGAAACAUAAAUCCGGAUGAUGAAUAUGUAUUUAAUGAUGUAAUGCAAAUGAUCACAAUAACAAAUAUAGUCAACUUAAUAAUAACAAAAGAAUAUAUCAACUGGACUUGAGAAAGACUUGUUCAUAAAGCUGAACCAAAGAGAGAGAGAGAGAAAAGAGAGAAAAAUGAAUAAAUGUAUAUAUUUAUUUUGUGUGUUGGAAAAACAUCGAACCCUACAUAGGUCGAGUAAAAGAGAACAAAAGAAUGAAAAAAAGUUAGCGACAACAAUGUAAUGUCUUUUAAUGCUAACACAAUCGUAUUUUGCAAAUCGAUAUCCGACUAUUUUACAGACUUUUAUGUUCUUCUAAUCAUAACACUACGUAUGAAGAUAUGAAUCUAUUCAAAACACACUCUGUAGAGAUAGGAUUGAUCAACAGAUUUUAAAUUUGAAUGUAAACUUAUUUCUAUAUGCUAUUUUAGGAUAAUAGUAUUCGUAUUCUAUAUAGUUGCACAGGCUGAUGCAGGUUUUGGUGUUUGGCAGAGACGAACAGGUGGUAUAAUUGUAACUAGUAGGAUUGGAUUAUGGACUUACAAUUUACCUGAAAAUUGUCGAGGAUCGGUGCUUUGCAAUAAAAUCAAAGCUGCAAGAGCAUUCUUUGUAAUCGCAACAAUGGCAGCAUUUGUUGGUGCUGUCCUACUUAUUUAUAUUGCGCUUAAAUCAUAUCCGAAAAUAAUACAUUUAGCAGCACUUAUUGCAGCUCUCAUCUCUUGUCUAUUUGGAUUAAUCGGUUGGGCCAUUGGAAUGAGUGCACUUGUUGGUGGUUUUUACAAAAUGGGAGCAGCUUCAGCAUUAGGUCUAAUCGGAUGGAUGUUCAGUUUGGCAGCAACGAUACUAGCAUACCUCGUCGAGGGAAAUUUGUCUAUGUAA
Messenger RNA from Rotaria sp. Silwood1, 1449 nucleotides. NCBI's taxonomy places the organism in Eukaryota, Metazoa, Rotifera, Eurotatoria, Philodinida, Philodinidae. The record is from the annotation of a GenBank genome assembly.